Molecule: messenger RNA, 944 nt
Organism: Ipomoea nil (Japanese morning glory)
Lineage: Eukaryota; Viridiplantae; Streptophyta; Magnoliopsida; Solanales; Convolvulaceae
Product: receptor like protein 30-like
Exons: 2
Coding region: 1-510 (169 amino acids)
Molecular function (GO): protein binding
Source: RefSeq, a predicted model, not a curated record
AUGAGACCACUUUACAUUGCUUUAAAGACAAUUCUGAUGUUUAUAUUAAUUGUGUUGCAGAGUAAUGUGGUUGUUGUUGUAUCUUCAUCUUCUUCCAUGUUCAUGUUGUCAACUACAACUACAACUACAGCUGCUGCAUGUGUACACAGCCAAUGGUUAGCACUGUCAAAGCUGAGAGCUCUCAACCUUCAUUCAAAGAAGGUGAUGGAAUGGAAUAUGGAGGAAGAUUGCUGUAGUUGGGGUGGCGUUUCAUGUGACCCUGCCACCGGUUAUGUCAUCGGACUUGACCUCAGUUUCAGUAUGUUGUCUGGUGAAAUUUUUCCCAUUUUCAAUCUUCAUCAUCUUCAAACUCUCAAUCUUUCUUGCAACAAUUUCAACACCACUCCAUUUCCGUCCGGGUUCGAGAAACUCAGGAAUUUGACUCACCUUAACCUUUCGCAGACCUCUUUCUCUGGUCAGAUUCCUGUGGGGAUUUCGAGGCUGACAAGACCUCUCAGCUCAAGGCUCUAACUGGUCUCAUGCCUUAUCCUCUACUGCAUUGCCUCAUCUUCAGGUUUUAAGUUUGUCCGAUUGUGGUCUCAAUGGUCCAAUCCACCCUUCAUUUGCAACACUAAAAUCUCUGUCUUAUUUGCAACUUAGCCAUAACAAUCUGUCUUCUGAUUUCCCAGAAAAUGUCUUUCUCCUUCCAAAAUUGAAAACCAUUGACAUCUCCUAUAAUAGCUUUCUGAGUGGCCAGUUUCCAGAGUUUCCAAAACACACAUCUUUGCAAAGAAUUUCACUUUCUCAAACAAAUUUUCAUGGAGAAUUGCCUGAGUCCAUUGGAAAUCUUCAGUCACUGAAAUGUUUUUAUAUUCCUUACUGCAAUCUCUCGGGUUUAAUCCCAUCGUCACUAGCAAACCUCACAAGUAUUAUUGAGUUGAACAUUGGAAACAACAGAUUCGCUG